AUGCCGCACUCGGAGACUGGCGGGCCGCUGGCCAAGCGCCAGAAGCUGAGCGUGGGCGAGAAGAAGCCUCGCCGAGAUGCUGUCGAGUCCCGGGGCUCCAACGUGUUUGCUCCAUUCCGCACCGUCGGGCUGGUGUCCCCAACCAACGUGCCAUUCUCGUGCCUGCCAAUGGGCAAGACGACCUUCCAGAUCACGACCUCCGUCGGCCGGGCGCUGCAGACGUACGAUCUUCGACGUGGUCUGAAUCUUGUGUUUGUCACGAGGCCCCAGACGCCCCGCGACAUCACGGCCACGUUUUCCUGGAAGAAGAUGGUGUUUGCAGCCUGGGGCGGCGGUGGGGACGACAGCGACGACAGCGACGACAGCGACGAGGGCGAGGCGGACGGACCGUCGACACGGCAGGGAUUCUGGGUCUUCCAGCGCGGCCGCAAGACGGGCGAGAUUCCACUACCGGCAGACCUGGACGAGCCGCUGCGGCAGAUCAUCGUGUUUGGCUCGUGGAUCGUGGGACUGGCACGCACGCGCAUCGAGGUGUGGAAGUCGGCGACGUUUGAGCACUACACGACGCUGCACCCAACGGCAGCACAGGCAGGCGGAAACGAGCUGACGGGCGGCAUGUGCACGAUGCCGACACUGCUGAACAAAGUGUUUGUAGGCCGUCGCGACGGCUGGGUAGAGAUGUGGAACGUCAGCUCGGGGCGGCUGGUGUACACGAUCCUGCCACCGGGACCGAACAGCGGCGCGGUGACGUGUCUGGAGCCGACGCCAGCGCUGUGUUUUUUGGCGAUUGCGUACGACAGUGGGCCACUGGUGAUCCAGGACGUGGUGCACGACAAGACGCUGCUGGCGCUGGACGCGGGCACGGCGGGCGUGACGGGCGACGGCGAGAACGAUGCGCCGGUGUGUUCGAUCUCAUUCCGCACUGACGGUCUCGGCGCCGGCCAGGACGGCCGCACGGAGGGCGUGAUGGCAACGGCGUCGGCAGCCAGCGGCGACGUGACGUUCUGGGACCUCAACAACGGCGGCCGCAUCAUGGGCGUGCUGCGAGGUGCUCACAACCCGCCGUCGGGCGAAGAGGGAAGCAACGUGGGUGGCGGCAUCAGCAAGGUGGAGUUUCUGCCGGGCCAACCGGUGAUUGUGACUAGCGGACGCGACAAUGCGCUCAAGACAUGGAUCUUUGACGAGACGCCCUUCUCGGCGGUGCCGCGCGUACUUCACUCACGCAGCGGCCACGCGGCACCGGUGAGCUGUCUGGCCUUCUUGCCGACGGACUUUGACGGCGCUGACGCUGGCAACAAGUGGCUGCUGAGCGGCGGCCGCGACCGCAGCCUCUGGGGUUGGAGUCUGCGGCGCGACGGCCAGAGCAGCGAGCUGAGCCAGGGCAACAUCCGGGCCAAGGCGAAGAAGACGGGCAUCCUGUCGGCGUCGGCACUGCGGCACGGCCCCACAACAAGGCUGGAGGACCUGAAGGCGCCAGAGAUCACGUGCAUCGCAUCGUCGUUGAACCGGGACGGCGGCAUUGGAGCAUUGCCGGGCAAGCAGCCGAUCUGGCACCGGGUGGACACGACAGGACGCAGCAAGAACCGACCGACACGGGCACUGGACGCCGAGGUAGCCGGGAUGACGGGAUGGGAGAGUGUGGUGACGGCGCACAAGGGCGAUGCCUGGGCACGCACAUGGUUCUGGGGCCGCAAGCGGGCGGGUCGCUGGGCGUUUCCGACAGGCGAUCAGACGGCGGUGUCGACGGUGGCCAUCAGUCCAUGCGGAUCGUUUGCGCUGGUCGGAUCGGCUGGGGGAGCACUGGACAUGUACAACCUGCAGUCGGGGCUGCACCGACAGCGGUUCCCGUCGCGGCUGACACCGGCACAGGCUCGCCAGCUCAAGGUGCAGCAACAGCUGAGGCAAGCCGACAGCGUGGCACAGCUGCAGGCGGCAGCAACAUCGGGACCAACACCGGGCACGGGACGACACAGCAAGGCGGUGACAGGCAUCGUGGUGGACAGCCUGGACCGGUUUGUGGUGUCGUGCUCGCUGGACGGGACGAUCAAGUUCUGGGACCUGCUGACGGGCCACCUGGCCUCGCAGCUGGACUGGGCGCCGCUGGGCGUGGCGGUGACGGGCAGCCGAUACCACGCGGCCAACGACCUGGUGGCGUUUGCAUGCGACGACAACGCGAUCCGGCUGGUCGACCUUGAGACCAAGAAGACGAUCCGCGAGUUCUGGGCAGGCAGCCGUGGCGGCGAGGCCGGACGGGCUCGCGGCCAGAUCAACGACUUUUGCUUCUCCAACGACGGACGCUGGGUCGUGGCCGUGACCCAGGACGACGCCCGCCUGCGCGUGUGGGACCUGCCAACGAGCCACCUGGUCGACUCGGUCGUGCUGGAGCACGCCGGCCGCGCCCUGGCCUUUUCGGGCACUGGGGAGUACCUGGCCGUAGCGCCCGACAGCGCACUAGGCGUGCACAUCUUUACGAACAAGACCCUGUUCACGCAUGUGCCGACGCGGCCGGUGGUCGAGGGCGCAAGCCGGGAGAGGCAGAAGCAAAAACGCAUGGCUGGACCGACGGCCUCGGGCGAGGGCAGUGUCGGACUGUUGGAUGCUGCUUUCGACCAGGAGGACGACAAGGAGGACGACAACAACACCAACGACGACAUCCUCUCGGCCGUCACCAUCGACCAGCUCAGCUCCGACAUGACGACGCUCAGCCUCGUGCCCAAGAGCCGCUGGCAGACGCUGCUGCAUCUUGACGUGAUCAAGCAGCGGAACAAGCCGCUGCAGGCGCCCAAGGCCCCCGAGAAGGCGCCAUUCUUCCUCGGCGCCGUGGCCUCGGCCGCGGCAGAAGAUGCGGCCAUGCGCUCGCUGACGCCUGCGGGAGGCGGUGGUGAUAGUGCCGCCGCUCUCGACAACACGACGCGGUCACGCAUCCUGACGUUGGACUACAGCCGGGGUCAACAGGCCUUUUCGAUGAAGCUGCACCAAGGAGGUGCGACGAAUGAUUUUUCUCCCUUUGUCGAUCACCUCAAGCUGCUACCCCCUGCCCAGGCCGAUCUGGAGCUGCGCUCUCUGGCGUCCGAGCAGGGCGAGCUCGGCCUGUUUGUGCGUGCGCUGACCAGCCGGCUUCGUGCGCGCCGCGACUACGAGCUCGUCCAGGCCUGGAUGGCCGUUUUCCUGCGACUGCACGGCCCGGCCGCGGUGGCGGCAGCGGCAGCACAGACGGCCGACAAGAUGGACGACGACAGCGACGAGACGGCCGACAAGGGUCUGGCGGCCGCGCUGGCCGAAUGGAAGAGCGUACAGGACGGCGAGCGGACGCGGCUGGACGGGCUGGUGGGCUACUGCGGUGGCGUGGUGAGCUUCCUGCGGAGUCCGCGGAGCUGA
Molecule: messenger RNA, 3378 nt
Organism: Grosmannia clavigera kw1407
Lineage: Eukaryota; Fungi; Ascomycota; Sordariomycetes; Ophiostomatales; Ophiostomataceae
Exons: 3
Coding region: 1-3378 (1125 amino acids)
Biological process (GO): rRNA processing
Cellular component (GO): small-subunit processome; Pwp2p-containing subcomplex of 90S preribosome
Molecular function (GO): protein binding
Source: RefSeq, a predicted model, not a curated record